Dromiciops gliroides (monito del monte) is the source of this 2869-nucleotide messenger RNA. It is a transcript of the gene PIGZ, whose product is annotated as phosphatidylinositol glycan anchor biosynthesis class Z. Gene Ontology annotation, biological process: GPI anchor biosynthetic process. The coding region runs from base 512 to 2173 and encodes 553 amino acids. The record is from RefSeq and is a predicted model, not a curated record. Gene Ontology annotation, cellular component: endoplasmic reticulum membrane. Gene Ontology annotation, molecular function: alpha-1,2-mannosyltransferase activity. The transcript is spliced from 4 exons. NCBI's taxonomy places the organism in Eukaryota, Metazoa, Chordata, Mammalia, Microbiotheria, Microbiotheriidae.
UCUGUCAGUCCCCCUCUCCCCACUGCCGUCCACGGCUGGCUUCCUCCCAUUCUGUGGUUUUGUUCUACUUCUCCCCUUCCCCCAUCAUUAGGUUCUGGGUGGUGUUCCUUUAAAUAGCCCCCUCCUCCCCCUCCCUGGCAGCCGGGCCUUGCCAGGUUCUCUCUCUGCUAGGUAACAUCGAUUAGGAUGCUGCAUUGCGAGCUGGUGGCUGUGCCUCUCCUCUCCCCCAUCUGACUGCAGUUGCUUCUCCGAGGCUGCAGGGACACUCCCAGUAAGCCAAUGGGAGGACACUGUUCUCGCUGGAAAUGCCCCAGCUGGGGACCUUUAGCCCAAAGACCACGAGCCAAAUGGAUGAGAGCUGAAGACAGAUCAGACGGAAAAAAAAAAGACAAAGAACCUGACUCACCAAGGAAGUGACUCUCACUCGAGGAGAUUCCCUAAACCGGGAGCCUGUCCCGGUAUCGCUCAGCCCUGCCCUGCUCUGCUCUGCUCUGCUCUGGAGGUCCUGGAGAUGUGGGCUGCCCAGGUGCUUUGGGGGAGCCUUAGCCUCCUGAGAGUCGCCUGGUGUCUUCUCCCGCAGACCGGUUACCUGCACCCAGAUGAAUUCUUUCAGUCGCCUGAGGUCAUGGCAGAAGACGUCCUGGGCUUGGAGGUCUUCCGACCCUGGGAGUUCCUCCCCAGCUCACCCUGUCGGACGGUCUUGUUCCCAGUGUUGACCACGGGCUCCGUGUUGUGGCUGCUGGAGCUGUUGGAAGGCCUCUGGCCGGGCGCGCUCAGCAGCUACACUCUGCUGGUGGGGCCCCGGCUGGUCUUCACCAUCCUCUCCUUUGCGCUGGACUGGAGCGUGUUCCGCGUGGCCCCGCUCUGGGGGGCCGAUCCAUGGCAUUCCCUGGUGCUGCUGGCCGGCUCCUAUGUCACCCUGGUCUUCUACACCCGGACGCUGGCCAACGCCACCGAGGGCCUUCUCUUCAUGUGGCUGCUGCUGCUGGUCUCCCCGGCCGUGGCUGGUGAUGGCACCCAGGGGAAGCCGAGUCCCGAGCGCCGGCGGCCCGGCCGGCUCCUGGGCGCGGUGGUGGCCGCGGGCUUCUUCAACCGGCCCACGUUCCUGGGGUUCGCCCUGCUGCCGCUGCUCUUCUGGUCCGGCCGCCGCACGGCCGCGGGGCCCCUCAGCGUGAAGGCCCUGCUGCAGGACCUGCUGGGGCUGCUCCCCGGGGCCACGCUGGUGGCCGCCGCCUUCGUGGCUGCGGAUUCGUGGUACUAUUCCUCUCGCCUGGGGCUGGAGCCCCGCCUAGUCCUGACUCCCGUCCACUUCCUUAGCUACAACCUGGACCCCCAGAACCUGGCCCGGCACGGCACCCACCUGCGCCUCACUCACCUGGCCGUCAACGGGGUCCUGCUCUUUGGGAUGCUGCACGUGGUAGCCGUGACGGCCGUGUGGACAAUGCUCAAGGAGACCUUGGCCUCCGUGGCUCAGCUGCGGGCUCCCUGGUCCCGGGGCGCCAGGGCUCCUCUGGACAAGAGGAACGUGCUCCUCCUCUUCUACUUCGGGCCCCUGGUCCUGCUCUCCCUCUUCAGCCAUCAGGAGCCUCGGUUCUUGGUCCCCCUCCUGGGGCCUCUGGUCCUGUUGAGCAGCCAGAAGGGCGGGGGGGUCGCUCCGUGGAGAAGCGCCGCGGUCAUCCUCUUCAACGUGCUUGGGGCCCUGUUCUUUGGUUGCCUUCACCAGGGUGGCCUCGUCCCUUCCCUGACCCACCUGGAACGGAGCAUCCACGCCACGGCGCCCCAAGGGCAGCCCGCCCACUUCACCCUCCUCUUCACCCAUACCUACAUGCCACCCCGCUACCUCCUCCACCUGCGAGGGCAGGAGCCGCCCGUGGAGGUCAUCGACCUGGGCGGGGCCGAGAGCGGGGUCCUCUGCCAGACCCUGGACCAGCUCACCAGCCAGCCCAUCUGCGACACCGCGGGGGGCGACCGGCUCUGCCGGAUUUUUGUGGUGGUCCCCGGGACAGCCAGAGAGGCCGCGGCCGGAUGCCCCUUCUCCCUGAGGAAUGAGACCCGCGUGUUUCCCCACUUGACUCUGGAGGACCCGCCCGCGUUCUCUGACCUGCUCAGCAGCCACUGGAGAGAAUCCCUUAGCCUCUACAUCCUGGAAGUGGGCGAGCGGAGAGAGCAAUGACGCCCCCCCCCGGAAAUGGGGCGGGGGCGCCCCAUUGGCCAGGCCCCUCCUCAAGCUUCUUUGUCUGAUAAGACUGGACGAGUCCCCAGAGUGGGACUGAACGGCAUCCAUGACCCCGAUGACCAAAGACGACUAUGUGGGCCAAGCUUUGUCCCCUGGUCACAAGCUGCACCCCCGAACCCUCUCCGUAUGGCGUUCCGUUCUGGGCACCACAUAUCACAGCAGAGACAUGGACCACCUGAAGCUUUCCGUGUGUGUGUGUGUGUGUGUGUGUGUGUGUGUGUGUGCGCGCGCGCGCCCGAAGUCAUGUCUCCUGACUAUAAACUGAAGAAACGGUACAAUGUUGAGGCUGAACAAAGAUCUGGGACGGAGGGGAGUGGAAGGGUAAGGGAGGAAGAGUGGGGGGACAUGAUUACUGUCUGUAUUUGAAGGGCUUUCUUCAUUUGAGGAAGGGAAUGGGCCAGUAGGAAGAACAAAGACCACACAGUGGAAAUUUCAGGGAGGGAGAGUUCACCUCAACAGAAUCCCGGGAUGGAAGAGGCCAAGGCGGGGCUCAAUCCAGCUAAGUUCUCAUUUUGCAGACAAGGAAUCAGAUGCCUCAUCAUCAGGGUAAACUGAAUUGCCCAAUAAGACCUAUGCUUAAUUGGAGCGUGAUGCCUAGUAGACAGUAAGGGCUUAAUAAAUACUGUCUCUCUC